Aspergillus pseudoviridinutans is the source of this 687-nucleotide messenger RNA. RefSeq lists its product as uncharacterized. The record is from RefSeq and is a predicted model, not a curated record. The transcript is spliced from 2 exons. Lineage: Eukaryota; Fungi; Ascomycota; Eurotiomycetes; Eurotiales; Aspergillaceae. The coding region runs from base 1 to 687 and encodes 228 amino acids.
AUGGCCUCACCCACCGAGCCCAUUGAGGAUGAGUUCGAUCCUGAACUGUUGACUGCCAUCCCAGACAACUCGAAGACGACCAUCCCGGAAGGCCGAGCAACACAGAACGAACCAGAACUAUCGUACGUCAGAACCCAGAAGGUCCAGGCCAACCGCGCUGUGCCGCCGGCUAGUGAAGAACCAAAGCUCUCCAAGCUGGGCCAUCAGGCUCUACUUAACAAAGGCAUGGGUGCAGUGCCAAUCGGCACCUUUAAGCCAGACCAUAUCACCGACCCUCACCAGGCUGCAAAAGGGAGACAGGCAAUGAAAUUCGCACUCCAACCACUCGUCGGCCACAGCGAGGAAGGAACCCUGGCUGGCAGACGCGAACUGGUGGUUCGCAAAUUCAUCGGGCGACGUCCACUCGUUAUCCUGAUGGCACUUGAGCCAACAUACGUGAAAUUCGAAAAAUGGCAACUGGUGCCGCCGAAUGCUCCGAGACCUGUCACACGAGCCUACAUCGACCAGCAAGGGCGAUACAACACAGCUCUGUUAGCUCAUUCCUUGACACCGUCCUGGAACAGCGACGUGCCUAUGUCUUCAGCGAUUGUCCAGCUAGACCUUCCUGAACUACCCUCGUUGUUAAGAACACCAUGGAGCUAUGCGGAACAGUUCAAGAUCUCGAGCAAGAGCUAUACCCUGGUGUGA